UUUAUCAUUUAUUCCUGAUCCUGAACCAUUAGAAAAUAAAUUUGAUAAUGUUUAUGAUCAGCCAACCUCAGAAAAAUUUUGCCCAUCAGCAAUGAAUAAUUCUGUUAGUAGAGACCUGAAUAAAAAAAAAAUUAGUAAUUCUGCUUUAACAGAGAAUGAGGAAAUCCAACUUCAAGCUGCUCUUGAUGGUUUAUGUUAUACGUGUGGAUCACAAUUGCUACCAGAAGAUCAUGAACUCUCAAAGUAUUUAAGUGUUAGAUUAAAUAUUACUUGUAAUUCUCCUAUUGAGGCAACAUAUUUUUCAUGGCGUCUUAAAAAGUUAGAUAUUUAUUAUUGGUGCGGAGAGUCAGAGAAUCUUAUAGAGCCUUCAGAUAAAUUAAAGGCUGAAUGGAAAACUAUAUAUCCUCUAUGUGCAUUUUGUAAAGAAAAUGGAAAAACAUGGCAUAAAAGAGCCCAAAAAAAUUUAUUCAAUAAGUGCUACAA
Racocetra persica is the source of this 483-nucleotide messenger RNA. Lineage: Eukaryota; Fungi; Glomeromycota; Glomeromycetes; Diversisporales; Gigasporaceae. The record is from the annotation of a GenBank genome assembly.